AUGUCUGCUGAAGAGAAAGGCACAAGCCAUGCCAAGUUGGGGCCUGCACCAACACGCCUCCGGCAGAUUGCACUAGCUGCAAAGGAUCUCGACAACGCCAGGCAGCUGCUUACAUAUGUCCUGGGCAUAGGCUUCGCAUUCGAGGACGAUUCGGUGGAGCAAUGGGGAUUGAAGAAUUUCAUGGGCACGCUCGUGAUUGACGCGACUGCAGUUCCGCUAGGCGGCGACUUUAUCAAGGUUGUCUCGCCGACCAAGGAGCGUACGACGGUUGGCAGGCUGCUCGACAAGCGCGGGGAUGGCGGGUUCAUGAUUAUCAUGCAGACCGAGGAUGCAAAGAAGCGGCGCGAGCACAUCACUGCGAACAAGUUGGCUAGCGUCAUUGUCGAGCAUGAGUACAGGGAUGCGGUGUGCAUCCAGUACCACCCAAAGGGAAUCAAAGGCGGCUUGAUGCCUGAGGUCGACUCGCACACAACAGGGCCAGCGAAUCCAAACCCCCUAGGAACCCGCUUCUCCCCAUGGCAUGCCUGUGGACCGGCCAGUGAGAGUUACAUGCGCGGCAUGGAACAGACGGGCCACUUGGCGCUAGAGGGCUGUGUACUGCGGCUCGAGCCUGGUGACGUCGACCCUGAGGGCGCGGCGCGACAGUGGGAAGAGAUAUUCGGCGUGUCACGAAGUGGCGAAACGCUGGCUUUUACCAACACCCGCCUGGCCUUCAUUUCGGGCCAGGACGGGCUUCCCGAAGGCCUUGUAUCCAUCGCUGUGGGCGUCGAGGGCAUGGAUAAUUACGACGCGAUACUCGAAAGAGCUCGGACAGCAGGCGUCUGGAGCGAGGGCUGCGCUGAGAUGUGCGGAAUCAAGUGGCACUUCACCCUAACAGGCCAUAACGACGACCGGGGUAAGCUGUAA
This is a messenger RNA of Bipolaris oryzae ATCC 44560, 906 nucleotides long. RefSeq lists its product as uncharacterized. The transcript has 4 exons. The coding region runs from base 1 to 906 and encodes 301 amino acids. NCBI's taxonomy places the organism in Eukaryota, Fungi, Ascomycota, Dothideomycetes, Pleosporales, Pleosporaceae. The record is from RefSeq and is a predicted model, not a curated record.